AUGACUCUCAAUCUCGCCGAGUACGACGUCCUGGUCUUUGAUAUUGAAGGAACCGUCUGUCCCAUCUCCUUUGUCAAGGACGUCCUGUUCCCAUACGCCCUCGAAGCUCUCCCCAAGGUCCUCGACCAAGAGUGGGAUAGCCCCGAGUUUGCAAAGUACCGCGAUGCCUUUCCCGAAGAGUAUCGCAACUCGCGCCCCGACUUCGAGGCCCACGUCCGCGAUCUCGUGAAACGCGAUGUCAAGAUCGCCUACCUCAAGUCCCUCCAGGGAUACCUCUGGCUGCAGGGCUACAAGUCGGGUGACAUUGUAGCUCCCCUCUUCCCCGAUGUUGACCCCUUCUUCAACCAGGCCGUCAAGGGCGGCAAGAAGAUCAUCAUCUACUCGUCUGGCUCUGUCCCGGCCCAGAAGCUCCUCUUUUCCCACACAAACUCGGAAAAGUCUGACAUGACGCCUCUCAUCGCCGACUACUUUGACACCACCAACGCCGGACCCAAGACCGAGGUUGACAGCUACAGGAAGAUCAUCUCCAGCCACCCAGAGCACAAGGACCUGGGUAGGUGGCUCUUCCUCAGCGACAACAUCCACGAGGUCUCAGCUGCCGUCGAGGCGGGUAUCCGCAGCGUGCCCGUCAUCCGUGACGGCAACGCGCCCUUGCCGCCAGACAACUCUCUGACCAAGCUCGCCAUCUCCGAGUUCAAGCAUUCGGAGGAUGCAUGA
Molecule: messenger RNA, 717 nt
Organism: Fusarium keratoplasticum
Lineage: Eukaryota; Fungi; Ascomycota; Sordariomycetes; Hypocreales; Nectriaceae
Product: Enolase-phosphatase E1
Exons: 3
Coding region: 1-717 (238 amino acids)
Molecular function (GO): magnesium ion binding; acireductone synthase activity
Source: RefSeq, a predicted model, not a curated record